UAGGAGUGAUGGUCAGACAGUAACAGGGGGAAUAAGAGUACAUGGAACAAAAAAAAAUAAGCCACAGGAAUGUAAAUACUUUAGGCAAAUGAUUGUAUAGUAAUACGUGAAUGUAUUUAGCUGCUUAUAGAGUCUAAAACUGGAAACUUGAACUGGUUGCGGAUCGAUUGCGAGUCAUGUCUCAAGAAAAGCACCCAAAACUAAAACUGAAAAGGAAGAAGACUGGUGUGCAUCAACAGAAAUCAGACUUAUCAAAACACAGCAAAGAGGGGAGCAAAACCGGCCUCUGUGAAACAACACGGAAAGACACAUUCGCAGAAGAGAGGACAGGAAGCCCAUUCAGCUGUGAUGCUGGUGCGUGGUGGGAUAAAAGUGACCUGACUGAGAAUCUGUGGGCCUCCACGUUGAAGUCUGUCUAUCCAGACCUGAUGCCGAGUGCAUGGGAACCAGUACCGGAUUUACCUGCUUUUACACCCAAGGCUUGGUUAAAGCAAGACUAUCCCAGGCUGGGUGCUUGCAUUGGAGGCUGCAAAGCAUGGACUCCAUUCCCAUCAAUGUGUGAGCCAGUGAUUUACCCUAGUGACCUAGGCACUGAGCUGAAGACUAUGAUUGAAGGAAAGGUUCCUGCGGAGCUUGCAAAACAUGACAUGAGCGAACCCAACCAGCCUGAAGAUCCAUCGUCUUCCAAAGGUGAAGCCACAGGAAAGACAGCUAAGUUGAGGAGUGAUGAGACCUACAGACCUGAUCACGGAAAGAAAAUGGAGAAUCGCCACCAUUGUCACGAACCUUCUCGAUUAUCGGGGCUGACGCGAGGAAGAUCAGAAAGUACGUUGACUGACAGAACUCCCAGUUCCAGAGAGGCUGGUCCUCAAAGACCUGCUGAGAACCUCACAGCAGCGUUUCACUCAUCAGAAGAAGCCCAAAGUGUAAAGAAAUCUGAAGAUGCGGUCAAAAAGCAGCUGCCUGUGUUUGGGGAGAGAGAUGUCGACAGCUGCAUUACAAUAGAAGACUCAAGCUCAGAUGAAUCCCCGAUGAGGGCAGAUCAUUCUGUUUCAACUCCACGUAAGCACGGUAAUGCUAAUCAUGAAAGAGUGGAUGGGAAUUCAGAUGGAAGGUUAUCCAUUGAGAGCUGCCCCAUGUGCCUACAACAGUUUCCUGCAGGAUUCACCCAGCUGGAAACUGACUGCCACCUUGCCAAGUGCCUGUCUGAAAUGAAUGAAGACAUUGAAUGGUGAACUCGUAAGAACAACAUCUGAUCCGUUUUAAAUCCCUGUCCUCCUGUGGGAUCGGUCUCUGUUUAGGUAGUGUUGUCCGUUUGCAUUGCGUGCAGCUUGACGUACACAUUCCCAAACUUGAAUGCCUUAAAUCGUGCUGCGCCAUAAGGAGGUGCGAACGGUUUUCUGUAAAGCUCCUGUAAAGUUACAUUAGAUCAUCGUUUAACUUGGACACCUGGAAUGUUUUUUUUUUCUGUACUGUACAUGCAAUAGCAUUUCUGUGAGAUUCUGCACGUGAUCAGAUUAUAGCAGCCCUUGUGUACUGUACUUGCAUUACCAAUGCUUGUGUACAUAAAUCUAAAUAAAUACAUCUACAGAACAGAUGUAAUGAAGCGUGCUUGUUGUACAUAAUCAGUUUCAAGUGUCGUGUCAGAAUGAAUAAAUGGGCAAACAAGUCGUUACGCAUAAGGCAGCAGUUUGUGAUAAAAAAAAACCUUGACGUUGGCUUCAUGUGAAAUAGUUGUUUUGCAGAAUGCAAACCUCAGUUCUGAUGCUGAUAACAUGAAUCACUUUAUUUAAAAUUGCUGUACAAAAUUAACAGGUAACACUUCAAUUAAAUCUUAAACCAUUUUUUAAACCCAUCCGCUCUAAUAAAACCCCUGAUCAUCCUUUUAAGAGCCAUCGUUGGACUAUUUUAAUCCACAGUUUUUUUCAGUUGUCUAGUAGAAGUGUGAAGCUAUAAUAUAGCUCUGGCCAAAAGCUUAGCAUCACCCCAUUGAAUAAACCCUUUUUGCUUUAUAAAGUCGAAUGAAAUCCUGCUGAAUGAUGUUACAUAUUGAAUUACACAGCGCUUCUGCAGUUU
Polyodon spathula (Mississippi paddlefish) is the source of this 2076-nucleotide messenger RNA. RefSeq lists its product as uncharacterized. NCBI's taxonomy places the organism in Eukaryota, Metazoa, Chordata, Actinopteri, Acipenseriformes, Polyodontidae. The transcript has 4 exons. Gene Ontology annotation, molecular function: ubiquitin binding. Bases 177 to 1235 code for a protein of 352 amino acids. The record is from RefSeq and is a predicted model, not a curated record.